AUGCGACCCACGACAUUGAGCGUCCGGGCUGUGUGCCCGCGCAUGCGACUCGCAUCGUACACCCGCACCUUUGCAUCUUCUUCCGCCUCCUCUUCUGCCUCUUCCAGCACUCCGUCCGAAACGCCUUCGCUCCCAUCAGCAGCUCCGCCCGGAACCGUGCUCAAGGGCGUAUCCAUCUACAAGGACAAGGCGGAUCCCGUUGCGCUGCAGGACAACGAGUAUCCUGCAUGGCUGUUCAAGCUGCUCGACGACCCGUCGAUCGCAUCGUCUUCGUCGCUCGCAUCGAUCGAGAUGGCAGGCAUGUCAAAGGGUGAGGCGCGUGCGGCACAAAAGCGUCAAUCCAAGAUCCUGCGUGCUGCCCAGCUGGCCAAGGAAAAGGCGGAGGCAAAGGCAGCCGAACGUGCCGCCAAAACAGGUACGACCGAUGAUGCACAGGAGGCAGUGGCGCAGCAAGAGGAGCUAUCGCCAAAAGACCUUCGCGAAAGACUGCUGUCCAAGGCGGUGCUCGAGGAGACGCUCAAGAGGAAACAACUCAGAAGGACCAACAAGGAAGCCAUCAAGGCUCGCAACUUUGUCAGCGCUUCGUAG
Molecule: messenger RNA, 588 nt
Organism: Moesziomyces antarcticus
Lineage: Eukaryota; Fungi; Basidiomycota; Ustilaginomycetes; Ustilaginales; Ustilaginaceae
Exons: 1
Coding region: 1-588 (195 amino acids)
Cellular component (GO): mitochondrial large ribosomal subunit
Molecular function (GO): structural constituent of ribosome
Source: RefSeq, a predicted model, not a curated record